AAUCCGGACGGCUGCCCGCUAGCUCCUCAGUAGCGAGGCCAAGCCGAACGGAAGCGGAUCAGCAACAACAUGCGCCAGGGAUACUUCUUGCAGGCCGUUAUGGCCAUAGCCAUACUCUACAGUUGUUUGGAACCAGCCGAGUGCUUAUACGAGAGUCAAAUCCUUGCCUUCCUGGAAGAGUUCCGCAUGCGUAUGUGCCAUCCCAUACCAAAUUUGGGUUUGCCCGCGCUAGAUCCUUUCGUUCUUGGUCCUGGCCAGACGUCUAUGAAUAACAAAUACCUCAUAGACUUUACUGGCUCCAUCGAUGACUUCCAGUUGCACGGAGUGUCCGAUUUUGAGGUUCCUACACUUACCCUUAAUCCCGUGCCGGGUCUGAAGAGCACCAUCCAGGUUAACUUCCCAUACACCUACUUCAAGUCCCUGUACACCGCAAAGGGAUCGCUGGCCUAUAUCCUAAAUCUGGCUGGUGAUGGCAAUGCAGAAGCCUUCAUCAAGGACUUUUCAUUCCUGAUCUCCUUCAGGCUGAGAACUCUCUCACCCCUGGGUAUCACUUCACUGCAAAUCGAGCUUUAUUUGGGUGAUUUGAAAAUCAACUUUGAAAACCUCCUGGAGGAGGACCGCAUCGAUGAUUUUGUGCAUUCCCUUGUCAAUGAAAUGGGCGUGGAAUUGCUAGACGAUGUCUGGAGCUACGAACAGGGAACGGUGGUUGCCAAAGUUCAAACGCUGGUCAACAACUUUUUGGGGCAAUACUCUUUGCAGGACAUACUCCAGAUCAUAGCUGGUGGCGGAGGAGGAGAGGGCGGUGAAAGCAAGCCCAUAUUCGAGGGCGUCGAGCCCAACUGCAAGCUUGGAUCUGAAUCAAUACUCGACUAAGACUGAAAUAUAUGAAAUAGUUUAGGAAAUAAAAUAUGUAGUUACCUAUGUAUAGAGAUACAAUUAUCCUCUCAAAAGAAUUGAUAAAUGUGAUGGAAAUGGAAAUAA
Drosophila persimilis is the source of this 981-nucleotide messenger RNA. RefSeq lists its product as uncharacterized. Lineage: Eukaryota; Metazoa; Arthropoda; Insecta; Diptera; Drosophilidae. Bases 70 to 873 code for a protein of 267 amino acids. The record is from RefSeq and is a predicted model, not a curated record. The transcript is spliced from 4 exons.